This is a messenger RNA of Ceratotherium simum simum (southern white rhinoceros), 1034 nucleotides long. The record is from RefSeq and is a predicted model, not a curated record. Lineage: Eukaryota; Metazoa; Chordata; Mammalia; Perissodactyla; Rhinocerotidae.
CCAUGGCCAGCACGUUAAGCCCCAGCACCACGACUGGGAACGCAGAGACACCUGCGAUGUCAGAGCGCAUCCGAAACCCUGCUGACAUCUCCGUCAUUGUCAUCUAUUUCCUAGUGGUGAUGGCUGUAGGGCUGUGGGCGAUGCUGAGGACCAACCGGAACACUAUUGGAGGCUUCUUCCUGGCUGGGCGAGAUAUGGUCUGGUGGCCGAUGGGCGCCUCUCUCUUCGCCAGUAACAUCGGCAGUGGCCACUUUGUGGGGCUGGCUGGGACGGGAGCGGCUUCAGGAAUCGCCACUGCAGCAUUUGAAUGGAAUGCCUCGCUGCUGUUACUUGUUCUAGCGUGGUUCUUUGUUCCCAUAUACAUCAAGGCAGAGGUCAUGACCAUGCCAGAAUAUCUGAAGAAGCGGUUUGGUGGGAAGCGCCUCCAGAUCUACCUCUCUGUCCUCUCCCUCUUCAUCUUUGUGGUUUUGAGAAUCACAUCAGACAUAUUUUCUGGAGCCAUAUUCAUCAAGCUGGCCUUGGGAUUGGACCUUUAUCUGGCCAUCUUCAUCCUCUUGGCUGUCACUGCUAUUUACACAAUCACUGGGGGCUUGGCCUCAGUUAUUUACACAGACACCCUCCAGACCUUCGUCAUGCUGAUAGGUUCUUUUAUUCUCAUGGGGUUUGCAUUUGCCGAAGUUGGAGGCUACGAGAGCUUUACAGAGAAGUACAUGAAUGCCAUCCCAACCGUAGUCGAGGGGGACAACCUGACAAUCAGUCCCUCAUGCUACACUCCUCAAGCAGACUCUUUCCACAUUUUCCGGGAUGCUGUCACUGGGGAUAUUCCAUGGCCAGGAACGGUAUUUGGAAUGACCAUAGUAGCUGCAUGGUACUGGUGCUCAGAUCAGAUUAUUGUACAACGUUGCCUAUCGGGCAAGAACAUGUCUCAUGUGAAGGCUGCUUGCAUCAUGUGUGGUUACCUGAAGCUGCUGCCCAUGUUCCUCAUGGUGAUGCCAGGGAUGAUCAGCCGCAUCCUGUACACAGGCAAGUCCUGA